AGUCCUCAUCAGCCAUCCCAAAUCCGAAAAUCCCCUGCCCGCGAAAUCGCAGAAUCACUACCUUCCUCCUUCUCCCAGACUCCAGCCAUUCCCUCCGCCGAAAUCGUCGCUGACGGCGGUCCUCCUAGUUCGGCCGUUCACUGACAGUGGCAGCCAGUCGCAAGUCUCCCUUCUCGUUGACGUCCUGCUUCGCCUUCAUCGUUCAUUAAAGUCCUGCUUCGCCUUCACCUCUCAAUCGCUCACACGGCAAGUUGCGAGUCUCCAUCCUCUCCUUGCUGACGUCCUGCUUCGCCUUCACCGGUCACGGAGUUAAUAAAUUGGUGUUCCGAAUUGUCCCAGAGAAUAUCAAUGCCGAGAAAAAGAAGGUCUUUAGGUAGACCUGACUCGUUAAGCUCCUUAAAAGCUGAGCUAGAAAAUAGGGAACUUAUCGAGUUGCCCUCAAGUUAUUGCAUCUACAGAGUGCCUCCAUUGAUUCGAAAAAUGAAUCCGACAGCCUACAAACCCAUGUCGGUUUCCAUUGGCCCAUAUCACCAUGGCGAUAAAAGAUUGAAAUCAAUGGAAGAGGUCAAAUUGUGGUUCCUCUGCAACUUUUUGAAGAGAAAUCAACAAAAAUCGUUUGAUGAUUAUGUUUGUGUCCUCAAACACAAAGAAAGCAAAAUUCGAAGCUGUUAUUCAGAUAACAUCUCAAUGGAGAGCGAUGAAUUUGUAAGGAUGGUUCUAACUGAUGCUUGCUUCAUUAUUGAAUACUUUCUUCUAAUGCUAGGUGUGGACAGCUCGCUUUCUAAGCUACCCUCAAUGGAGAUAAGAUCAGACUUAAUUUUAGCUGAAAAUCAGCUACCAUUUUUUAUUCUUGAAGAUCUGUUUGACCUGAAUUUUUCCAAUGGCUGCAAUGUUGGAUCUACAUUUGUGUUUUUUACCUUCUACUAUUUCAAAGGUGCAUUCCUAUCGGGUAUAGUUCCUAACGAAAAACUUCGUGAAGGGUUUACGUACUCAUAUUUUGAACAACACCACCUGCCGACACUUGAUGGUACUCCAAAAGUGGAUCACUUGUGUGAUAUGCUAAGAAUCUUUUGUGUACGGCUUGAUCAACUACCAAGGGAACCUAGUAUCGGCAAACUAAAGCCUGUAUAUAAUGCAAGUAAAUUAGAUGAUGCGGGAAUUAAAUUUGAGGUUAAUGAAGAUGAAAUGAGCAUACUUCGGCUGCAAUAUUCAAAGGGAGUGUUGAAAAUACCAAGAACGAGGGUAAGUGAUUUCACAGAGAUCCAGCUUAGAAAUGUGGUUGCAUUUGAGCAGUGUCACUUUCGUUCAUCAAGAAGCAUGACUGAUUACAUAAUGCUCUUGGGCCAUCUUAUUAGAACAGGAAAAGAUGUUGAAAUGCUUGAAGAAAAAGGGAUUAUAGAGAACUACAUAGGGGAGGAUGAUGCAGUGGCUUUCAUAACCAAGAGACUGAGCAGGAAUGCUACCCCUGUAAACUUCAAUAAUGAUUAUAUCUAUCUAUCAGAAGAAUUGAACAAGUUUUGUGAUAGCCCAUACCACAAGUACCAAGCAAUCUUUAAGCGGCAAUAUUGGAGCACUCCCUGGAGGAUAGCAUCUUUUUCAGGAGCAAUUCUGCUUCUUUUCCUCACUUUGAUCCAGACAAUAUCAUCUGUCAUUGCCUUAUUUCAGAAUUAGCUCCAAAGCUCUUAAACAUGGCUUUCAAAAUUCAAUCUCAGAGUGUUCUUCCAUUGGCUCUUGUUUUGCUGGGCAUGUUGGCAUUUCAAGCCUCAUCUCGCACCCUUCAAGAAGCUUCCAUGAAGGAGAGACAUGAGCAAUGGAUGGUUCGAUAUGGCAGAGUGUACAAGGACGCUCAGGAGAAGGAGAAGCGUUUCAACAUGUUGAAGCAAAAUGUGGAAUACAUUGAAGGCAUUAACAAUGCUAGAACUAAGCCUUACAAAUUAGGUGCGAAUCAAUUUGCAGAUCUCACAUGAAGAAUUCACAGCUUCUAGAAACAGAUUCAAGGGUCUUGUGUGCUCCUCAAUCACAAGGACACCCACUUUUAAAUGUGAAAAUGUGACUGGUGUGCCUUCCCCUGUGAAUUGGAGAAGGCAAGGUGCUGUCACACCCGUCAAGAACCAAGGCGAUUGUAGUGAGAAUUACUCUAUUACUCCUUAAAACUAAUACUCCCUCUCAACAUAAACAUAAUAACUAGAUAACUAAUUUACAAUUAUUAAGGGUAUUAGUUAAAUUGCUUAUUAGUAAUAAUUAUAUUAUGUGUUGGUUUUCCUACAAUACACCAUUUAACCAUUACUCCCGUUAAUGAAAAUUUCUUUUAAUAUAUGCAAUCAGUAGCUUUGAAAAAAAAUAUCGAUAUGGGAUUAAAUUGAGAUUGGAUUUCCAUUUUGAUUGCCUAAAGUGCAUGCAUGUCAUUUGUAGAAACAUAUAGACACAAAAAAUGACGUGGCCCCCAAUAUAAAAAGUGGGCUUACCUUUCCUUGUCCAUCACUCUCUUUCAUUUUAGGUGAAGUACAC
This is a messenger RNA of Neltuma alba, 2508 nucleotides long. RefSeq names its product UPF0481 protein At3g47200-like. The transcript is spliced from 4 exons. The coding region runs from base 349 to 1671 and encodes 440 amino acids. Lineage: Eukaryota; Viridiplantae; Streptophyta; Magnoliopsida; Fabales; Fabaceae. The record is from RefSeq and is a predicted model, not a curated record.